This is a messenger RNA of Diorhabda sublineata, 856 nucleotides long. RefSeq lists its product as uncharacterized. The transcript has 5 exons. Bases 188 to 790 code for a protein of 200 amino acids. The record is from RefSeq and is a predicted model, not a curated record. NCBI's taxonomy places the organism in Eukaryota, Metazoa, Arthropoda, Insecta, Coleoptera, Chrysomelidae.
GCUAACCUCUCGUGUCGAUUGUUACUUGCAGGGCCUGUGCACUGGAAUAGGACGAUUUUAAACGCCAUCUAUGUUAUCGGUUUACAUCUGAAAGCUUACUUUUUGGUGUUUUAUUUUUGAAUGUUUGUCAAUCUGGAUUCUGAAGCUAAAUUGCAAUCAUGCAUCGAGAAACAACCAAGAUUAUUGAAUGAAUAACGUCCAUCUUGCAAACGUGUAUAAAAUCUUUGGAAAGGUGUUUGAUAUUGUUUGUUUAUUAGCUAUUUGCAUUUUUGUGCAUUUGAAAGUUAUUAUUUGUUGCGAAUUAUGCUGUCGUGUUUACUUAGUCAAUAAGAGUAAAAAAGUAAAGGCCUGCUGUGCACCAGGAUGCACGAAUAAGCAAGCGAAAAGACAUUCCAUUCCUAGAAAUGAAGACGUUUGCAGAAUUUGGUUGCAAAGAAUAAAUAACCCCAAGUUAAUAAUAGCAGAUACAGUAUUAACAUCACAUAGAAUAUGUGACAUUCAUUUUGAAUCAAUUUGUAGAAACCCCAAUGGCAGGUUAAGAAAACUGUCACUGCCAACUCUACAUUUACCUAGUUACGAAAAAGGUGAAAAUAAUAUUUUCUGGGUACAGGAGCAAUCAUCUUCAUUUUCAACUCCAAAAAGGCUGAUGGAAUCAAUUGCUAGGACUAGUUCCUCUAGCAGCACCUUUGAAGAACCUUGUAGCUCCUCGAGUAUCCUGUAUGAACCAUCAAUAUCUAAUAAUAUGGAAACAGAUAAACUUGAAGGGCACUCGACUGUGACAGGUGAGUAAAAAAAUUUUUGUUUGUGGAUAUAGUUAUAAAAUGUCAAAAAAAAAAAAUAAAAAUUAUAAUAAUCA